GCGCUGUGUAACAAGUGAACUUGCUUCCAUUACAGUACACUGUACCGCAGCUCCGCCGCCGCACCGAGAACGAAGCAUGGACCAGGCGCUGCUCAUGAAGGAGAAGGGCAACGCUUGCUUUGCCAAGCACAAGUACUCUGCCGCCAUCGACUUUUAUACUGAAGCCAUCUGUUUGAAGUCGGAUGUGGCGGCGUUCUACACCAACCGCGCCCUCAGCUACCUCCACCUCGAGAAGUGGGCGUUGGCGCAAACCGAUUGCCGCCGCGCCAUUCAACUUGACGCGUCCAAUGCCAAAGCGCACUACCUCCUGGGCAAGAGUCUAUGCCAUAACAGCGAAUACACUGCGGGCAUUGAAGCAUUCCAAGCUGCGCUGGCCCUCGCCGCCCAAAGCUCUCAGCUAAAGGUGUCAUUCGAGCAGGAAGUGCUGGCGGGGCUGCGCCAGGCCAGGAAACUCAAGUGGCAGGCCGCGCACGACAUCCAAACCAGUCGACACGAGCGAGUGACGGCGCUGUUCCAUGACAUUGUUCACCAGAGUCGCACGCACCAGCUCCACUGCGCCAACACUUCCGCCCCUCAAACCAAAGCAGAUAUUCACAAUGACCACGACACGGUCCUCGCGCACAUGAUGGAGCUGUUGGAGUUGCAAGUACGUACCUACUAGUACUAGUAGUAGUACUAGUAUUAUUAGUAUCGUCAAUCUAUGUAUGUACAUUUUGUAAAUCUUUGAUUAGAUUGAGCCAUAUAUAUAUAUAUAUAUUUAGUAAAAAAAUCAAACUUGAUUUGUCAUCUGUGCAGGAUAAUCCUACUAGUCAAAAUUGGAUCGGGUGUAAUUCUUUUAUAUAUAUGUAUAUAGUAUAUAUUAGAUUAGGCCAUAUAUAAAUAUAAUCAAGCUCGAGUUGUCCUUUGUACGAGAUGAUCCUAGUAGUCUAAGGUGCACUGCGUCGUAUUAUAUAUAUAUUUAAUUUUGUAUGUAUAGACCACACAUAUGAUAUAGUAUAUAAAACCAAGCUGCAGUUGUCAUCUGUGCACGAUAAUUCAACAGUAGUCUAAAUAAGGUGUGUUGAGUGUAAUUUUUGGCUCGCGUUUGUCCAUUUCUAAUGCUUUUAUAGAGUGUCCGUUAAUGUGCAGAGUUGGUGGUUCGACUUCUCAUUAUAUAUAUAUAUUCAAGUACCCUACACUUAACUACCUACGUACCUCUCUUAUGGUAUUUGCAGCAAUAUAACAUAGAUACAUAGAAAAAUUCAAAAAAAUAUUUUUUUAUAAAGUGAGAGUUCCUGUAUUUGGCUACAAAUUUCUGGUGCCUUGUGUUAGCAAUCGGCUGAGAAGAACCUCGUGCCCGAAUACUUUUUAUGCCCCAUCGGCAUGGACAUCAUGGAAGACCCGGUGACGACCCCCAAUGGCGUCAGCUACGACCGCAAGUGGAUCGAAGCACAUGUAGCGCGAUCCCAGAUUGAUCCUUUGACAAGGGAAAGUCUCCGCGCUAGCCAACUGCGGCCAAAUGUAUCGCUUCGCCACGCGAUAGAAGAUUUCUUGACCAAGAAUCCGUGGGCGUACGAGCAAUAAAUAGGAGGUACUAGUAGUAAUAGCUUGUACUACUAGUACAUGUGGUUGAUGGUUCAGAUUAAAUAAAAAAGAAAGACGGUUUUGCAUCA
Messenger RNA from Aphanomyces astaci, 1652 nucleotides. RefSeq lists its product as hypothetical. NCBI's taxonomy places the organism in Eukaryota, Oomycota, Saprolegniomycetes, Saprolegniales, Verrucalvaceae. The coding region runs from base 77 to 661 and encodes 194 amino acids. The record is from RefSeq and is a predicted model, not a curated record. Gene Ontology annotation, biological process: protein quality control for misfolded or incompletely synthesized proteins; positive regulation of proteolysis; proteasome-mediated ubiquitin-dependent protein catabolic process. Gene Ontology annotation, cellular component: cytoplasm. The transcript is spliced from 6 exons. Gene Ontology annotation, molecular function: ubiquitin protein ligase activity; protein-folding chaperone binding.